Molecule: messenger RNA, 1670 nt
Organism: Prosopis cineraria
Lineage: Eukaryota; Viridiplantae; Streptophyta; Magnoliopsida; Fabales; Fabaceae
Product: rRNA (cytosine-C(5))-methyltransferase NOP2C
Exons: 10
Coding region: 146-1372 (408 amino acids)
Biological process (GO): RNA methylation
Molecular function (GO): methyltransferase activity
Source: RefSeq, a predicted model, not a curated record
CUCUUAGGCAUGAACGUCUUGCCGUUUUGCCUUACCCUCCGAGGUGUGCUCCCCUCCGCCUCUCAGAGAUCCUCGACGCUCUCCUCAUGGUCGCAUCGCGAUCGACUAACCCAAGCCAAGGUUCCCCAACAUAGUUUUUUGUAUUAUGGAAGAGGAGGCUACAAAACUCCCAUUGCCAGACGCUUUCCUUGAGUUUCUGGAGGCGAAUGGGCUUGACCCUUCAAUUUAUAUGUCUAUUGAUUCUCCUCCGCGAUACAUCCGUUUGAAACCUAAUUGUGAAGCAUAUCUUGAAGAGGUUGAAGCAGAUAUUAAUUGUAAGCUCCAGAGAGUAGACUGGUUGCCACGGUUUUAUUCUGUUCCUUCGAAUAUACAGAUUGCUAGCUCAAAGGCAUACCAAGAAGGCAAGAUAUAUGGAAUCGAUGCAUCUUCCGGAGCUGCUGUUAUGGCUUUGAAUGUAUCAGCCGGAGACCACGUUCUUGAUCUCUGUGCCGCUCCUGGUGCCAAACUUUGUAUGAUAUCAGACCUUCUUGGUGAUGCAGGAUCUGUAACUGGAGUUGAUGUUGCAAGACACCGUUUAGCAGCAUGUAGAACAAUGCUGCAGAAGUAUAAGCUGGGUGAUCGAUGCCGACUUUUUGUUGCUGAUGGAGCAACAUUUUCACUUAUUCCUGCAAGAUUCUGUUCAGAUAAUACACAUUAUCAAACAGGUGAAUCUGUAUUGGCAGAAAAAGCUGAUGUAUUCAAGGAGUGGACAUCUAGAAGAACAUGGAAGGAGAGGAAGAGGGCAAGAAAAAGUGGAAAUCCGCAACUGGUAUUGGGGUCUCAACCUCCUGACCUCAUUUAUUAUGGGCGGAAUUCUGGAGUUGUUGGCCUUACAAAAGGAGAACUAUAUAAGAAUGUGUCUGACACAGAGAUUAUGAGCCAUGGCUAUGACAAGGUUCUUGUGGAUGCAGAGUGCACCCAUGAUGGUUCAAUCAAACAUAUCCAGAAGUUUGAACUUUGGGGCUGGAAAACUCUCCAACGCCGGGUGCUAGAUGCAGAUAGGAUUGAUAACUUGUUUGCUCUUCAGUUGAGUCUCCUAACCAAUGGUUUCAGACUCCUAAAAGUUGGAGGAUCACUUGUCUACAGCACUUGCAGUAGCUUCUUGUUGAUUAGCUUAACCAUUGCUCAGAAUGAAGAUGUGGUAGAACAAUUUCUGAAGGAAAAUGUAUCGGCUGGACUGAGGUUGCAAAUAGAUCAAACUAAAGGGACUGGAAACAACAAAAUAAAACUAAAGAGAUUAGAAACAAAACGCAAUAAAAAAUUGCAGGAGAUAGAAGCUGCCCGAAAUUGGCCUUGCAAGAGUGGUUGGAUUGCAAAAAACAUACCGUUUUGAUCCAUCAGCAUCUCAGACUAGUGGACUAUUUGUGGCAAAAUUCACAAAAUUGGCCCCUUAAUUCUCUUCUCCCUCAAAGGAGAUUGUGUUUUAGUUGCUAGAUAAUAGUAGCAUAUAGCCUGAGCAGAAACAGAGACAGAAGAUGCAUACAAAUUUGUUAUCUGUUUCUUUGUUAUUCUUAUUGUUAGUGCAUUGCCAAUAGGCAGAACUGUCAUUAUAGUGAUUAGAUUUUGAAGGUUGCGAGUGUUUAUGGUUAACGGAACAGCUGAUAAGCAAAGAAAUUUGACUUGCACGCUCA